ACCACCCACAAAGCUAUCUCUCCUCUCAAAGCCAAUCGACCUCACCGGAGAAUAACAGCUUUGAAACACAUCAUCUUUGCUCGUUGCUACCAUGCCUCACCAUGGGUUCAAGACCGGCCCUGCCUGCACCCAUUUGAAGGAGCAGGAGCUCCACUUCCACCUGUACAUGCACCACUACAGCAGCGGGUCAAACGCCAACGCCACGACGGCCGUGCACAGCAAGCACCAUAACAGCUUCGGCCAGAUCGCCGUCAACGACUGGCCCAUAUUCGACGGCCCCGGCCCGUGCGCCAAGACCGUCGCGCGGGGCCAGGGCCUCUACGUCCACGCUGCCCAGGCCGACCAUGCCUGCCAGGGCUUUGUUCCUGGCGUCGGCUAUACCUCCUUCACCAUCAAGUUUAACCAUGAAAGUGGGUUUCCGGGCUCCACGCUUUAUGUCAUGGGCGAUGCUGUGACGGCACAUGAGUCGGCCGUUGUUGGUGGAACGGGAGAGUUCACCAUGGCAGGAGGGAUUGUGAAGAAGAGCCAGAAGGAGACUAAUUGCAGCGGGUGGAUCGUUGAACUGCAUAUUCACGCUAGAUAUACCCCGAUGAAGCAUGGGAAUGCUUGGUCACUCUGAUGGAGUUCUAUCUAGAUCUGGCCGCGGUGACGCCAACUUUCCGGAAGUUUUUUUUUUCCGUGUGAACUUUGAAAUGUACUUUUUUUUAUCACAAGUUUGCUCUUCAAUUUUCUAUUACUUCCUCCGUCCAACAAAGGAUGUCUCAACUUUGAUUAAAUUUGAAUGUAUCUAUACAUUGAGUCACGUCUAGAUACAUCCAAAUUUUCACAAACUUGAGACAUCUUUUGUUGGACGGAGGGAGUAUUUUCUUUCCAGGAAUAAAAAGUUGUAGAAUCUCAUGUCAUUCUAUGAACGUGUUGCUUACAGUGCCUUGAGUUUGUAAUUUUGUGCAAGCCUUUCCGGGGAGGCGCAAUAUGUACCUCGUAUGAGUAUUUUGAAUAAAGAAGACUCUCUAUAUACUGA
Brachypodium distachyon (stiff brome) is the source of this 1021-nucleotide messenger RNA. RefSeq names its product dirigent protein 1. NCBI's taxonomy places the organism in Eukaryota, Viridiplantae, Streptophyta, Magnoliopsida, Poales, Poaceae. The record is from RefSeq and is a predicted model, not a curated record. The coding region runs from base 92 to 619 and encodes 175 amino acids. The transcript is spliced from 3 exons.